Molecule: messenger RNA, 2798 nt
Organism: Exserohilum turcica Et28A
Lineage: Eukaryota; Fungi; Ascomycota; Dothideomycetes; Pleosporales; Pleosporaceae
Product: glycoside hydrolase family 3 protein
Exons: 4
Coding region: 1-2697 (898 amino acids)
Biological process (GO): glucan catabolic process
Molecular function (GO): beta-glucosidase activity
Source: RefSeq, a predicted model, not a curated record
AUGGCUACAAUCAACUUGGGCAACGCUAGUCCUCCGCAAGAAAUCAGGCAACUCGACCUCAAGCAUCCUGCCAUCCAGAUCAAGUCUGUGCCGCUGGACACGCUUGCUUUGACGCCUGCUGGUACGCCCGAAGACGCUUCUCCCGCCGACGACGAGCCAAUGGUUGGCAAGAAGAUUUACUCCAUGGGGAGGCCCGACGACAGGGCGAAGAGCCUUGCCUCGAAGCUGACCCUCGAAGAACAGAUCUCGCUGCUUGCAGGCGCCGAUUUCUGGCGGACAGUGGCUAUUCCCGAAAAGGGCAUUCCUUCAAUCAAGACGUCCGACGGGCCCAAUGGCGCUCGUGGCGAGUUCUUUACUAACGGCACGCCUGCUGCUUUGUUUCCGUGUGGAAUAUCCAUGGCAUCCACGUGGAACUUGGACAUGAUGGAAGAGAUUGGCCGUCACCUUGGCGAAGAGGCAAAGGCUCGUGGCGCCCAGGUCUUACUUGCACCUACCGUGUGCAUGCACCGGUCUCCGCUUGGCGGCCGCAACUUUGAGUCGUAUUCCGAAGACCCGUUCCUCACUGGAAAGCUGGCUGCGUCGUACAUCCGCGGCCUGCAGAGCAAGGGUGUUGCCGCUACCAUUAAGCACUUUCUCGGAAACGAGCAGGAGACGGAGCGGCAGGCGUACGAUGCCGUCAUUGCAGAGCGGCCCCUCCGCGAGAUUUAUCUCAAACCGUUUGAGAUUGCCGUCCGGGAAGCGUCGCCAUGGGCACUCAUGAGCGCUUACAACAUGGUCAACGGCGUUCACGCUGACGAGUACGAGCACUCCAUCAAGGAAGUUCUCAGGGGCGAGUGGAAAUGGAAUGGCGCAAUCAUUUCCGACUGGACGGGCACAUAUGCGACUGCUCCGUCAAUCAAGGCUGGUGUCGACAUUGAGAUGCCAGGCCCGUCCAAGUGGCGCAAGAUUGACCAAGUCAAGGAGUGCCUCGACAAGGGCGAGCUAGACCCCAAGGACAUUGAGGAGUCUGCUGCUAGGGUUCUUUACCUCGUCGACCGAGUCAAGGGUUUGAACAACAUGGUUCCUGAAGAGCCCGAACGGUCCAUCGACAAUGUCGAAACACGGAAUCUCAUCCUUCAAGCCGGUGUCGAAGGAUUGACGCUAUUGAAGAACGAGAACAAUGUCCUGCCCAUCACGAACGCGAGGAAGAUUGCGAUGAUCGGGCCAAAUGUCAAGCGUGCCAUCGCAAGCGGAGGUGGAAGCGCUGGCUUGAACCCCUACUACAAUGUCACACCCUGGCAGGGCCUCCAGAAUCGGUUUGACGGCGAGAUCACAUUUGCCCAAGGCUGCGACAGCUCAAAGUGGCUACCGUUAGCCUCUCCCUACUGCAAGUCGAAUGGCGAGACUGGUGUACGGUUAGAGUACUACAAAGGCGACAGGUUCAAGGGCGAGCCUGCCGUUGUCCAGCACAAGGUCAGCACAGAUCUCUGGUUAUGGGAUUCCGCGCCCAUGGAACUGCUUCCAGACUUUUCGUUCAAGGUAAAGACGACGCUCACGCCCAAGUCGACUGGAAACCACAGCUUCAGUUUCGCUUCCGUGGGACCGGGCCGCAUGUUCAUCAAUGGCGACAUGUUCAUUGACAACUGGGAUUGGACCGAGGAAGGCGAGGCCAUGUUCUCUGCUUCAGAGGAUGUGCUCAAGUCAAUUUACCUCGAGGAAGGCAAGCCAGUAGAGAUCCUGAUCGAGAGCACCAGCGAAGUACGGCCCGCAUCAAAGGUGUCCGUCAUUGGUCGGCGCUACGACUACGGUGGUUGCCGCAUUGGUUAUCAAGAGGAAGACAAGAUCGAUCGCCUGCAGGAGGCUGCGGAUGCUGCUCGUGACGCCGACGUGGCUGUUGUGGUGAUUGGUCUGGACGCAGAGUGGGAGUCAGAAGGAUAUGACCGACAAACAAUGGAUCUCCCAAAGAAUGGAUCCCAAGACCGUCUGAUCGAAGCUGUUCUGGCCGCCAACCCACGAACAGUCAUUGUCAACCAAUCAGGCACACCCGUCACUAUGCCUUGGGUGCAAAAAGCCCCUGCAAUCCUGCAAGCAUGGUACCAAGGCCAAGAAGCCGGUAAUGCUCUCGCAGAUGUCCUCCUCGGAAACAGCAGCCCAAGUGGCAAACUGCCAACCACUUUCCCAGUGCGGAUCGAGGACAACCCAGCAUACCACAACUGGCCAGGUGAAAACCUGAAGACCGUCUACGGAGAAGGCAUCUACGUUGGCUACAGGCACUACGAGCGUUCCAAGAUCGCACCGCUGUUCCCCUUUGGCCACGGCCUCACAUACACUACCUUCGGAUACGGGUCGCCAAGUGCCAGUGGCACUGUCCUCUCUGAGCACGACGACAUCACCAUUACCGUGCCUAUCACCAACACAGGCUCGGUAGCUGCCCAUGAGAUUGUUCAGGCAUACGUAAAAGACGUCAAGUCUUCGCUCCCGCGCCCAGAAAAGGAGCUGCAGGCGUUUGGCAAGGUGUUCCUGCUACCGGGCGAGACCAAGGAUGUGGUCUUGAAGCUGAACAAGUACUCAGUGGGCUACUUCGACACGAGCCUGGGCCAAACUGGCGCCUGGAUUGCAGAAGAGGGAGUGUUGGAGGUGUUGAUUGGCGCGAGCAGCGCUGAUAUCAGGGCCAAGCUAAGCAUUCACGUCAAUGAGAGCUUCCAAUGGAUCUUCUAGAUAAAGAAGCAUAAUGAUGAGUAUCACGAUUUUCUUUGAUUUUCACCAGCUGGAGAGGCGUUGGUGGUGCACGGGAUCGACCGGGUGUGACUGGCAUUGCG